This is a messenger RNA of Gigantopelta aegis, 1959 nucleotides long. RefSeq names its product adhesion G-protein coupled receptor D1-like. The transcript has 15 exons. Gene Ontology annotation, molecular function: G protein-coupled receptor activity. Bases 10 to 1791 code for a protein of 593 amino acids. NCBI's taxonomy places the organism in Eukaryota, Metazoa, Mollusca, Gastropoda, Neomphalida, Peltospiridae. Gene Ontology annotation, cellular component: membrane. Gene Ontology annotation, biological process: cell surface receptor signaling pathway; adenylate cyclase-activating G protein-coupled receptor signaling pathway. The record is from RefSeq and is a predicted model, not a curated record.
GUUAGCGCCAUGGGUAACAGCAGCGGAUGGCCAGACCAAGUGAAGGACUGGACGAGUGAGAUACACGGGAUCGUCCACCACAGUACAGAGAUCGACACACACACGAGAACGGUUAUAACGCGAGCGCUCGUCACCAUAUCCAGGGUCUCUUCCGUGGAUCACGAAACCUUUUAUCAUUACGCAGAAAGUGUGUCCACCCUUGUAGAAAGUAUGAUUCCAGAUCACCAGACACUGGACGAGUCAAACGAAAACGCUGGACUCAUUCUGGGUGCUAUGGAGGACAUGACGUUCGCUACUAACAUUUCUAACUCGGAUCAGGAUUUCUCCGCAUUCAGUGUUACUAUUCGAACUGUGACUGCUGUUACACAUCAACUAAUAACUAUCAAACCUGCUUCAGAAAAUACGACUGAAAUAGUACAACUGUCGCCAGGAGUAUUCGUUAAAGGCAAAGGAAGAGUAUUAGUUAUACGUUACAAGAAUAUGCAUAAGAAAAUGUCAAAGAAAACUAAAAAGUAUGGAAAAGCUGAAAUAGGAAGUAAGGUUGUAUCCAUUGGGAUACAGACUAACAGUACAAAGAAAGCUAAGGUGAAGAUGAAAAACGCCGUAUACUUUACGGUGCGGAACAUUUACAUCGGUAGAGGUCGCGAGGAGAAGAGACUAUGCAUGUUCUGGGACGUCGAAGACAGGUCGUGGUCGGACAACGGAUGCCGUGUUGUCAGUGGCAACCACUCACAUACCAGAUGCUCGUGUGACCACCUUACGAGUUUUGCUGUGUUGGUCCUCUACUUUGGUGACGACAAGAACACAUACAACAGCGCACGCGCUCUCUUCAUCAUGACAGCUGUCGGCUGCUCUCUGUCUAUCGCAGGACUCGCGAUGACUCUCUUUAGCUAUGUAUAUCUCAGAAUCCUGCACCGAGAGAAGAUUCUGAUCCACGCUAACCUGGCCGCCUCCCUGUUGUGUGCCCAACUCGUCUUCGUGUCGUCAAGUGACGCGCACCAACACAAGGCAAGUGUAAAAUUCGUCGCCAUCUUGCUGCACUUUUUCUUCAUGGCGUCGUUCACGUGGAUGAUGGUGGAGGGACUGUGUCUGUACCUGAGCUGCACACGCGGCAUGUACAACUACGGCGACAUGCGCGUCAAGUACAUGUUCAUUGGCUGGGGCGUACCAAUCGUUAUCGUUCUUAUAUCGUUUGGCGUCGAGUUUCCUAACUAUGGAGAUGGCACUGGUCAAAGCUGCUGGCUGUCUCUGAAAAAUGGUCUCAUUUGGGCUUUUAUGGGUCCAAUGCUGCUGGUGGUGAUGUUCAACUUGAUCAUCUUGGCUCUGGUAAUCAAAGUUUUCCUCACCCUGAGAGCAAACUCACAAAAGACUGAGGCAGCACGUUUACGAGCGAGUCUGCGCGCCACGGGCAUGCUCCUUCCGCUCCUUGGAACCACGUGGCUCCUGAGUAUCCUGGUCCCGUUCAGCAGUGUGUUCCAUUACUUCUUCGUGAUCGGAAACUCGCUCCAGGGAAUGAUGAUUUUCUUUCUCCACUGUCUCUGCAAUGAAGAGGUAAGGAAGUACCUAGCGUCACGUCGUAACUUCACUUCCGGCGAUGGAACGUCUGACACUGACGUCAGUGGCUUCUGGAAGCGCCGCUCUCCAGUACGAGUGAGCUCCCCUUUGUGGAAGGAGCUUCCCAAACCGGAUAUCGAGAUAUAUGCAAUUAAGGGACAGAGUUCUGAUGAAGUCGUUAUCAAAUGGUCGAAGAAAUAUAGAGGUAAGUUUCGUUUUAAACAUGACUGUAAUUAAUACUUUCAGAGCAGACUGAUUGUAGGCCUAUUUCUUCUUGGCUUUUGUUGUUUUACUUUGGGUUUUUGUUUUUUGUGCGUGUUUUUAAAAUUAUUAUUUUGUUGUUGGGGUUUGUUUGUGGGGGUUUGUUUUUGUUUGUUUUGUUGGGUUUUUGUUUUUUUGGGAUGG